Molecule: messenger RNA, 1243 nt
Organism: Manihot esculenta (cassava)
Lineage: Eukaryota; Viridiplantae; Streptophyta; Magnoliopsida; Malpighiales; Euphorbiaceae
Product: deSI-like protein At4g17486
Exons: 4
Coding region: 252-896 (214 amino acids)
Biological process (GO): protein deubiquitination
Molecular function (GO): deubiquitinase activity
Source: RefSeq, a predicted model, not a curated record
GCAGGCAGCCACCUUGUCUCUUCCCUAUAUUUUCCCCCUCUUCAUUUUAUUAAUAGAAAACAAAUUUUCUUUCAAAAACUGUUUCUUUUCUUCACUUUUUCCUCUCUCCCUGAUUUGGAUCUUCAAGGAACUCGAAAUUCACCCUUCUUUUUUUGUUCCGAUGAGUAAAAACUAAAGAAAAUCAAAAUAUUUCUUGGCUGUUGAGGGCUUUUCUCGAAGUUGAAGGAUUUUUUCUUUUUCUUGGUGGUCUAAUGGGGGCAGAUAAUAACUCGAUUUCUAGCUCUCAGAACGAGAAUAAGGAUACCCAGGUGGUAUUAAAUGUUUACGAUCUGACUCCUGUCAACAAUUAUACCUAUUGGUUCGGUUUUGGGAUAUUUCAUUCCGGAAUUGAAGUAUACGGAAAGGAAUAUGGAUUUGGAGCUCAUGAUUUUCCUGUCAGUGGAGUUUUUGAGGUGGAGCCAAGGAGCUGUCCUGGUUUCAUUUAUAGAUGUUCCAUCCCACUGGGACACAUAAAUAUGACUUCCUCUGAAUUUCGUACAUUCAUAGAAACCGUGGCUUCUGAGUAUCAUGGAGACACCUAUCACCUCAUCACUAAGAAUUGCAACCAUUUUACAGAUGAUAUAUCACACAGGUUGGUAGGCAAGUGGAUACCAGGGUGGGUAAAUCGACUUGCCCGGCUAGGUUCUUUAUGCAGUUGUCUGCUUCCAGAAAGCCUUCAAGUAACUACCGUUAAACAGCUGCCUGAAUAUCACGAGUGCAUGGAUGGAAAUGAAUCCUUGGCCACCACUGUGCCCCAAGAGUCAACAGAGAUCGAUGAUGCAGAUCAAGAGAAGCAUUUGUUGUCUCCAGAUGCUGCAGGUGGAGAAGUGGCUUUUGUAAAAGAAGUCAGCAAAUGAAGCUCAGCUGCCUUAUUAAGAAAGGGUAAAAAAAUAGCUUGGACAACAUUGUGAUAAUCUCUGCUGAGUGUUGUGGCUUUGAACUUGGAAGGGGUGUAUUUAAUCUUGCUUCUCACUCUUGGAAGGCUGGCAGUUGGGCAGCAUCAUUUGCUUGUGUGCAUGGAUGGGUAUUCAUCCAUUUGUUGUAACCACAUCAAAUUCUUUCUAUUUAUCUUGACUUUUUUCUUUUUUCUGAAAGUCCUUUUUCUCCUACUUGUUUGUUGCAACUGAAGCAUCUGAAAUUACGUUGUAUGAUUGUUGAUGAUAUGAUGCAGAAUUCAAUGUGAUCAUUUUUUUAUAAGUGGAAA